Molecule: messenger RNA, 1225 nt
Organism: Hevea brasiliensis (rubber tree)
Lineage: Eukaryota; Viridiplantae; Streptophyta; Magnoliopsida; Malpighiales; Euphorbiaceae
Product: fasciclin-like arabinogalactan protein 12
Exons: 1
Coding region: 254-1009 (251 amino acids)
Source: RefSeq, a predicted model, not a curated record
UCACCUUCUGAAGUAGGACAAGGCACUAGUAUCUAUAAUUUUUUUCCAACAAUUAAAGAUGGAUAAGGUACUAGCAACUAAGUUAUUGUAACCAAAAUUUGAAAAUAACACCUAAUUUCAUUCUCUUCCCACCAUCUUAAAAAGCCCCCUUAACCCCUCUUUACACAUCAAUCACUUGUGCAAGCACCUUCUUGCUUGAGUUGCGUCAAUUUUUCACACUUUCUCGGAGCAAUUUAGGCUAUCACUUUUCAAGAUGGAACACUAUCUUUUCUCAUUUUCACUUCUUCUGCUCAUCCUCCAUUGCACCAACACACUUUCCCAGUCACCAGCCUCUGCACCAGUAGCUGCUCCAGCACAGGCACCAACACACCGCCCAUCUCACCGCCCACACAGCUCCCCUCCGCCACCUGGCCCGGUAGACGUCAUCCAAAUCCUCCUAAAGGCCGGCCACUUCACAGCCUUCGUCCGCCUUAUAAAGGCCACCCAUGUGGAUACUCAGUUAACUUCCCAACUCAACAGCUCAACCGAUGGUAUAACCAUCUUUGCCCCAACCGAUGCUGCAUUUUCAAACCUUAGAGCAGGCGCUCUGGGGUCUCUAAACGACAGAGAAAAGGUGGCGUUUCUGCAGUUUCAUAUAUUACCCAGGUUUCUCUCAACUUCCGACUUCCAGACUCUGAGUAAUCCAGUAAUGACAUUGGCAGGAUCCGAUAGUCGGUACCCAAUGACCAUAUCCACCACUGACAGUUCAGUGACUAUAAAUACAGGACUCACAAAAACAAGUCUAGCUAACACUGUAUACACUGAUAAACAGGUUGCUAUUUAUGAGAUUGACAAGGUUCUUCUUCCUAAAUACCUUUUUCCACCGGCAGCUGCACCGGCACCGGCGAAGCCAGCAGAGAGUCCUGAAAUUCCUAAAGAUGUUUCUGGAGCAAUUAGCUCUGUUUUGCAUUAUAAUUGGGCAGUGGUACUUGGAGUUGUCUUAGUUACUGCAACAAUGUUCUCUUUGUGACACCAAGAUGUGGGGGUGGAGUGAGUCUCUCUUUAUUUAUUUUUUUUCCUGGUUUAUUAUGAUUUUGAUGGGUUGCAAUAUUGAGCAGUGGUGAUCAUCAACAAGUGAGUACGUGCUUUUUCAAUCAUUUCUUUAUGUAUCAUUACUGUUUCUGAUUAAGAUUGAAUUGGAAUUUGGAAGUUUUCAAAUAUGAGACGAAAAUAUUGGAUUGAAUAA